AUGGCUACGACAAAGGCGAUGUCUGAAUCGGCUACAAAAACCAAUGCAACGAGUGGACUGGCUAGGAGGAAGGCGAUGAGUCUCACUAACAGAAGUACAACCAGUUCCCGUAAGACAAUUAAGCAAGAAGCAGCCUUCAAAGCAGAGUUAGCUGCGAUGGACCAAGAGGACGCCAUCGAGCUCAAAGAGGCUGCCCAUCAAUUAGAACUUAAAGAGGCAGCACACCAGCUUGCCCUGAAGAAGGAGCGAUUACGCUUGAAGAGACUGCAAAAGGUAGCAGAGUUUGCCAAUAAAAUGCAAGAAGCAGAGGAUGCAGACGAAGAAUAUGCAGAAUCGUGUGCAUCAGAAUUGGACAGCAUUCCGAUGGCUACCGAAGGUGAGACAAUGACCCGAUUCUUUACAUCACAACAGAGGGAAGACAGUCAUUCCAAAGAUGAAAGCGGUUGUUGGGAUAAAGUUGCCAACUCAUUGGCCCAAAUGGCUCAAUUUAGCAUAAAACAGAGUGAGAUAUCAGAAAAAUUGGCAGUCACUAGCCAGUUACCCAAGCUCGAGGUUCCCGUCUUUCGAGGAGACCCUAUUGACUAUACACGGUGGAGGAAUGCAUUUGAUGGCAUGAUAGACGCCAAGCCAUUGGAUUCAGCGACAAAGCUGAAUUAUCUGAAUAACUAUGUCGCAGGUGAACCAAAAGAAGUUGUUGAACAUUAUCUACUGCUUGGCACCAGUGAUGCGUAUGAGAAAGCUCGGGAACUACUUUCAGAGAGGUACGGUAAUGCAAGUGUGGUUAGCAUGGCAUUUACUUCCAAGCUCAAGUCAUGGCCGUGCAUAAGUGAUCGGGAUUCCAUUGGACUGAGAGCAUUCUCAGAUUUUCUGGAGAAGGUGGUAGCGGCAAAGAUGACAGUUGAAAGUCUAGGAAUCCUCGAUUUCCCACAGGAGAACUUUCGCUUGGUUGCUAAACUCCCGCCCUAUUUGGAAAGUAAAUGGAGAGGCGUCAUUGACAAGUGGCAAAGUGCAUGUGGACGAGCAACCUACCCUCCUUUUGCAAAAUUCUCUGAAUUUGUGAAGAAGGCAGCAAGACAGGCAAACAUCCCAGAACUGGAAGGUGUUGAGAGAGAGAGAAGAAGUCAUCACUCACUCAAAACUCCACGAGGUCACACCCUAUAG
Molecule: messenger RNA, 1161 nt
Organism: Lytechinus pictus (painted urchin)
Lineage: Eukaryota; Metazoa; Echinodermata; Echinoidea; Temnopleuroida; Toxopneustidae
Exons: 1
Coding region: 1-1161 (386 amino acids)
Source: RefSeq, a predicted model, not a curated record